Wallemia mellicola CBS 633.66 is the source of this 11115-nucleotide messenger RNA. RefSeq lists its product as hypothetical. The record is from RefSeq and is a predicted model, not a curated record. The transcript is spliced from 11 exons. The coding region runs from base 1 to 11115 and encodes 3704 amino acids. Lineage: Eukaryota; Fungi; Basidiomycota; Wallemiomycetes; Wallemiales; Wallemiaceae. Gene Ontology annotation, biological process: proteasome-mediated ubiquitin-dependent protein catabolic process; positive regulation of protein catabolic process; protein polyubiquitination. Gene Ontology annotation, molecular function: ubiquitin-protein transferase activity; protein binding.
AUGGCCCCAGUACGCCCACGUACAUCUAAAAGGACGGUGGCGGCUAUUCCAGAGUCACUUCGUGGCAAGCUGGACAAGAUUGAGAAAUCUAAAGAAGAAGAUAUGGCGUUAUAUUUGGAAGAAUUUGGUGAAUGGAAAUGGCCGAAGGGUGAUUUAUACGCAUACGUUGCUCUACUCAACAGGUUAGAUGGGGUACUCGCUAAAAUUACAGCUGAGUUUAACUUGCGGGGCACACCAGCGAAUGGAUCAUUCUAUGGCGUACAAGAGAAGCCAUUUGACGCAUACACUAAGAGACUCUUGAAUGCUAUACUUAGAUUCUUGAAACUGCUUAUCGACAACUGUUCAAAUCGUAAAAUAUUCAACUCAGUUGAACAUCUCGACGCUUUGAUAGUAACAACUGACAUUGAAGUCCUCUCUUGCAAUUUGAAACUCAUUUUGGCUAUACAAGCUCACCAUCGCAAUGCUCUUCAAUUGGAUUGCAAAGCGUUACUUGCCUUAGCUUGGAAUUGGCCAACUACCGCUAGUUUGUCUGAAUCUACAGUUCAAUUACCAGAUUUCAACGAUAAUGUCACUUUUCAAUACUUCGACAAUCAAUCUAGGUCAAUCCAUCUAGAGAAGGUUUCAGAAAAUCCUCUAAGUGAUUUAGAUUUACAUAAACAAACCGUUGAUCAAAAUAAAAUACCAAAAGAUGGAAGCAACACUUUCGAACUAUAUCAUCGAAUUAGAGCAAUAAAAGCUAUCAAUAAUAAUUCUCACAGGCAUUUAUUAAUCGAAUCGAGAUUGUUAGCUUUGACAUUAUUCUUGCAGUUAGUUAAGGAAAGCCAAGCUCAGCACAGUUUACUCAUAUACGAGCCAACUUUGGUACCUCAAUUAACUCAAUUGCUUCAAUUACCUUUGAAAGACGACUACCUUGCAAUCCAAUCAAACGCAAUCAUCUGUCUAGAGAGCCUUUCACAUUAUAAGUCUAAAGUCAGUGAAGUUCUCAGUUGCUUGAAUGCAGGUGUCAAUCAAGGUUUAUUAUUCACAUACAUCCGUAAUGUUACCAAUAAGCUCUCACAAUCAAAACCUUCAAUUCAGCUGGUUGAUCUUGUUGAUAGCAUUUUCUCGAUGAUAAGCCACCUUUCUACAUCAAAUUCAGGUGGCCAGAUGCUCGUUGGAGCUGGUUUAAUCACUUUACUUAUCAACCUUUUCAAAGUUGAUAGUUCCCCUUUGAUCUGUAAAUGCCUCCAACUAUUGGAUGCUUUGUUAUACUCUUAUCGCAACGCUCUCCCUAUAUUCAUUAAUGCACACGGCUUGACUACCUUGGUUGAGAAAAUCCAUCAAAGGGUAUCAAAGAGUCUUGAGAACAAAACAGAAAUUGAGAACAAUUGCCAAAAUGAUGAAGAUAUUCGCAUUACGUUUGGUAAAUUAUCAAUAAUUGAUUCACAAGCUAUGAAAUCAUCCUUGAGGUCAAUUUACAGAUUACUUACAUCAUCAGGAACGGAAGGUGGAAUACGCAACUUGAUUGAUACGACAUUGCUUCAAGAUAUUCAUAGCAUAAUCGAUAACAGAAAAUUCUUUGGAGCUGCUAUCACUUCAUUUGCACUUAAUAUUAUGGCCACUUUCGUACACAAUGAGCCAACUUCAUUGUCAAUCAUCCAAGAAGCAAAAUUACCUGGAAAAUUCUACGAGGCUAUCGAAGACCAUAUUGAACCAAAUAUUGAUAUAUUGAAUGUCAUCUUCAACGUCAUCUCUGCUUGUUGCUUGAAUGAGCAUGGUCUUGAAGAAUUCAAGCAACGCGCAGACAAGAUUAUUAGCAAGAUAUUUGAUAUUUUCUCAUCACCUUCACAUAUCAAAGUUCUCGGUGAGAAGGAAAAUGCCGUCAAUAUUGGCCAAAGUGUAGAUGAACUCAUUCGUCAUCAACCAUCACUUAAGCCUAAAGUUUUGAAAGCCAUCAAUGACCAACUUGACAAGAUCGUCAACAUUGGUGGCUCUUUCAAUUCUCAGGAAGUUUCACAUUAUGGUUUAAGUGAAGUUGCUAAGUACAGACUUUUGACGAAGGAUGAGCAUUCUAUGGUCGAUAAUCUCCCAGCAAGCGAAAAGAGAGAAGAACCAUUUGCUUUGAAGUGUAUGGAUGUCAUGGCUAGAUUCCUCGAGUCUGUCUUUACAAAUGGAUCACACGCGAAGGAAUUCUUAGAAUCAGGUGGUUUAGACAAGAUUGGACACUUCUUCAGCUUACCAUGUCUCCCUUACGACUUUUCCAUUACUCGCGCAUCCGAAUCCAUCGCUCAACUAGGAAGGGUCUUAAUUGAAACUAAACCAGAAGUAUCCUUGACUUGGUCAUUAGAUCAAAUGAGAACAAACAUGGAUGCAACCAGACACAUUUGGUCUGAACUCCGCAAUCAAUCUUUAUUCAAGCAAAUGAAAGAAAUCUCCGAAACGAACUACGAUGAAGCGAACAAGACAUUUAGAAGUUUGGUAGAGCUUUACUCAAGAGUGCAAUUGGUAUCUGAUAUGUUUGCAUCAAUUGGUUUCCUCAACAUUAGGGUAUCAAAUGGUUUCUUCCUUCCAAAGUUGAAUGAGGAGAGACAUUUAGUAACGAUGUCUAUGAUUGGUGAUCUCUGGAGGAGCAUGUCAUGGGAGUACUUCUUAUUCAAUGCUGAGGAAAACAAAGAAACUGAUUUCGAUUGGAAAGAGCUCGAGACGGGUUCUAAAUCUUCGAACGAGAAGUAUGAGAAGAAUCUCAACAUCUUGAUGAGUAAUCUCGAUCCUACUGUCAGUGCGAAGAACAAUAAGAACAAGACUGAGGAAGAAAAGAAAGAAGAAGAUUCUGAUCCUGUAAAGCUUAACUACAAGUCUUUGUUACAUCUGGCUAUGUAUAUUCCAGAGACUGUUACUCCAUUCUUCCAAGCUGUUAUUAAAAUGUUCUUAUAUAGACGUCAGAGCGACCAAACUCACAAGAAGAACUCUGUUAUAACUUCAAAAGCUGUCGCUCAGAUCCUUGUCGACCACAUCUCUUACAAUGGUAAUGGUGAUCCUCGUCCAACAUGUGCAUACAUCAGCUCAUCACUCAAAUUAAUCAAUCUACUUAUAUUCGAUGAGCGUACAUCACAUAAUCAUCUCCAAACUCCUCUUGUCUUCUCAUUUGCUCAACAAGGUGGUAUCAAGUUACUCGCAGAUAGAUGUGAUGAAAUUAAUGAAGAACUCUCGAAGCAAGCUAUCACUGACAACGAAAUUCCAAAAUCACCAGGUGAAAUGCAACAAUUCAGAAUGUACCGCAUUUUGGAAAACCUCAUGCCAUUAUUACACACAUUCGCCGCAACGAGGCCACUCUUAGAAUCAAGCCAAACUGGACCUCUGCAACUCCGCGAAACCGACAAAUCAUCACCAGAGUACUUUAAUGCUAAUGACUUUUUGGUUAGAGUUAGAUCUAUCAUAUUACCAGCUAUCAUCAAAGUUUGUAAGAGUGAGUGGUUGUCAAAAGCACCAAUUGCCCAACCAACUCGUUUGAUUGUUCAAACUUUCCUCAAUAUUAUCAAGGCUGAAGGUGAAGUUGCAGAACCUAUCACUACUCAGAACCCACUCCAGCGUCAAAUUGGGGGUCCAGGUAGUGAUAGAUUUGGCCAUUUGCACGAUCUUGAGAGAGCCCUCACAUCUAUGCGUUCAUCACCAUUUUCGAGAAUCCUUGGCGAAGGUGCUACACCUGAGCAAGGUAGUCAACAACCUCAAUCACCACAGGAGCCUUCAAGUGAAGGACAACAACCACCGUCACGUGGUAUUGUUGACGAUAUUACCAGACAACUCUCGUCAGCCCCUACACCAGAUCAAGCAUUGGUUGAAGAACUUAUUAGUAUGGAUUUCCCUCAACUAGCAGCCCGUGUCGCUUUAAUAGACAACAAAGAUGUUGCACAAGCUGCAGAGUGGCUAGUUUCAAGACCAGAUGUCGUCGACGCAUGUAGGGAAGAAGAGAAGCGCGAAGAACGUAAACAAGCUGAAGACAAGGAGGUUGAAAUGAAGGUUGACGAGGGAAAUGUCUUCCCAAUGACUGACAAGAUUGACGUUGUAAAAAAGAGUUUAGACAAUUCUCGCAAAGGUAUUCAAGACAGUUUACCAAGCAUCCUACUCAAAUUGGUGGAUGCACACUCAGAGAUCGUCUUCGAUGUUAAAGACAUAUUCAAAGGUGACAAGGAAAAACCAGAAGAACAUCUCGGCAUCAAAACUCUCCUCGAGGAAAUUGAAAGGCUUGAUCCUAAUGAUAGAACGCUGGAUUCUAAGAUCUUCGUUCGUUGGCAUUUAAUCUCACUCAUAAUCUCAGAUCAUCAAUUCGCACAGAAGGAUAAUAUAGCAAAUCAACGUAGUCGUAUCUUAAACAUGACUGGAAAAUACAAAGAUGCGAUAAUAAAUAAUGAAUAUCCACCAAAAUGGCUCGGUCCUUAUAUGUUAGCUACUGCGAUUGUAUUGGCUAGCUCAGAGACUACCAAGCCUGCUCCAGAAGAUCCAACCAAGGUUGAAGAUGUUCAAGUCAACAUUGAUGACAUCGUUGAUGAUAGUGCAUUACAAAAGGAAACAAGGGAUCUCUUUGAAAUAGCCAUGACCACAUUCACUCGCACAAAAGAUAAACAAUUUGAGUCCAGGACUUUCAUGGCAGUUUUGCAUGUUCUUGCUCUGCUCACACGCAAGACUAAUUAUUCUAAGGAAUUAUUUGCUUCUGGUGGUUUGCAGAUGUUGACUAAUAUCUUCAACGAGUCUAUUGAAAAUGCACACAGUAGUUGCAUCUUCUCCACUAUACUGAUUAGAAACAUGAUUGAAGACGAAGCCCUGAUAAAGACUACGAUGCAUAACGAACUUCUCGGUUUCUUUGCAACAUCCAGCACUAGAGGUACAGGCGGCGGAAGUAAGGUGGUAGAUGUAUCAACUUUCACAAAGACAGCUGCUUCUUUAGCGUUACGCAAUCCUAAGGUCUUCAUGGAAGUCGUUAAAGAGAACUGUGUAUUGGUCAGUGAUAAGCCAGCUGGUGGUAUAUUCCACAUCAAGCUGCGUUCAGAUGUCAUCCCAGACCUCAAACCAAACAAUGCAAGCGGUCAAAAAGAUGAUACUGAAAAGAUGAACGAGGAUGUUAUGCAACUCGAUGGUCAACAAUCAUCCCGUGUCAUUUCAUCUGAAACACUUGACUCUGUUUUACACUUCUUAGUUUCCGAACUUAUGAGGAUCGGCAAGGCAGCUAGAAUGUUCGCAUCCAAGUCAACUGAAAAGAUAGGAGAAGAAAAGAAUAAGGAGUAUGAAAAGAAGAAUGAGGAGGAGAAGAAGAAGUCUGAAAGUAAUCAAGAUGGCCAAAUUUCACAACCAGAAGCUUCGGUCUCCGCCACACCCGACGAUGGUAAGAAGGAUGAGAAAGAUCAGAAGGACCAGAAGGAUGAGAAGGAUAAGAUGCCACCUGGUGCAUUAGAAUACUACUACGCUUGCUUUUUACUUCAAUCCAUCACAGAGAUAUGCGCUAGUUAUCCAUCAGCAAAGCUCAACCUUGUUAUGACAAACAAGAAACGUCAAGGUGGUGGUACUCCAUUCAAACCAAAGGUCACAUUCCUCAACUUUUUGAUAAGCGAACUCAUCUCAACCCCAACUCUUUCAAUGCCAACUAAUGACGAAGUCGGUCGUAAACAACGCACUUUAGCCGAAUGGGCUAUUGCUGUUUUGGUCAGUACUUGCACCGACACAUCUCCUUGGAGUGAUACGAAAGAUAUCGCCAAUGAGGUAGUCCUCUCUCGCAAGUUCGUCUUAGACGUUGUUAGCAAGCUUAUUAAGGAUAACACAUCUGGUGUAACUGAAGAAGAUCUCAAUGUUAGAUAUGCGCGCUUGACAGCUCUAGCUGAGAUUCUCUCUAGAUUGAUUGAUGUCAAACCGAUCAAUCCAGUGACUGGUAAAGCAUCAAAUGUGGGAUCUUUACACAUGGCUAAGGUCAUGCUCGAAAAGAACUAUGUUACGACACUCACUCAUGCACUUGGUGAUAUAGACAUCUCGUUCCCUAACUCCAAGAUCACGAUUGGUGCUUUGCUAAUCCCACUUGAACGUCUUACAAAGAUAUCUAUCAAGAUGGCUAAAAACAAGAAGGGAGAUGAUGAUGAUGGCAACAAUGAUGAGGAUGAAGGUUUGAAUGCUAGUGAGAUGGGAUCCAGUGAGAGUGAAGAAGAUGGCUCUAGUGAUGAGGAUGAAGUAAUUGAAGAGAAUGACCCUGAUAGAGCCGGUACACCUGACCUUUACCGUAAUUCAGCACUUGGUAUGUACACCGGGGAGAACUACGAAGAAGAAAACGACAAUGAAGAUGAAGAUAUGGACGACGAAGACAUGGAAGACAUGGAAGUAGACUUCGGUGAAGAUGGUAGUGGAUCAUCUGAUUCUUCUAACGAUGAGGAGGACUUUGAUUCAGAUGAUGAUGAAGGCGAUGAAAUGGACGCCGAUGGAGAAGAAGCCGAUGAUUGGAUUGAUGAAGAAGAUGACGGCGAGGAAGUUGAUUUCGAUGAAGAUGCUUACGACGAAGAAGAAGCACUCAAUCCAAUCGUAGAUUCCGAAGCAGUCAUUGACGCUCCAACUCCAGAUGACGAAGACCCAGAGAGCAUCGCUGACCCUGAUAUUCUCGAUGAUGGUCUUAUAGACGAUGGUUUCUCAGAAACUGACGAUGAAGCCGAUGAAGAUGGUAUUGCAUUUAGAGAUGAAAUUAAUGUUGAACGUGCUCCUCGUAUCGGUGGUAUAAUUGACGGUCGCCACGAUAUGGGUGAGGCUUCAGCUAUUUUUGGUAGCCCAUUACUCGGUGGUGGUUCAUCCAGACGUCGUAUGUUCGGAGGCGGGCAAUCACAAUCUAUACUUGGUGGUGGUCGCGAUCGCAACGAAAGCGACAGUGAGCUUCCUCAGCAACCACUCUUAGUUGAUCAAGCUCCACCAUCCGCUGCUCCAACUGCUCAAGACACAUCGGGUAGACGCCAAGGCGCAGGUGGCCAACGUCCGGGUAACAACAACCCACUUUUGCAAACAAUUGAGAAUAUGUUCGGCAGAAACGGUUUCCAACUUAUCGAACAACUUCUCCAACGUGAGGCUGGUGGUCUUGCCGGUGUUCCACCUGGCACACGCGUUCAUCUCGAAUUGCACUCUCCAAAUGGACCAAGUGGACCUAUCCCAAUUGAACAAUUGAGCAACUUGGCAGCAAGACGCCAACAAGUUCCUAUGAGUCAAUCAGCAUGGAUCAUGAAAGCUGUCAAUGAUUUGUCUGCCUUACCUACUUUCAGUAGAUGGUAUCAUACCUCCAAAUUGUUCUAUGGUGCAACAUCUCAAGAGCGCGCAACCAAGUUGACAAACCACAUCAUUUUGAUGUUACUACCAAUUACAAGAGAAGCUUUAGCUAAACAACGCGCGGAGAAAGGAGAGAAGUCUAAAGAACUCGAGAAUCCAUCUGAAAGCGAGGAAGAGAAAGAAAAGAAAGAAUCCAAGAAUAAGGAAGUAGGUGAAUUGCAUGAACCAGAGGCACGCGAAGAAGAAAUGAGAGAAGCUGUUCCCCACGAGGCCCCUCCAAUCUAUCAACAAGGAGACGUUGAGAUGUCCGAAGUUGCUACAGUUGAACCAUCAGCCAGUGCACCUGAAUCAAACCAGACUUCAACUAAUGCACCUGCACAAGAGGAAGCUCCAUCUGGUACAGACGCCCCACAAGAAGCACCAGCUGAUGCAUCAGCUUCAGGUGAAGCUUCGGGUACUGCUCAAGGAUCUGGCGAAGCCUCAACAAGCGCACCAAGAGAGCGUGUCACAAUCAAAAUAUAUGGCCGUGAUGUUGAUAUCACUGACACUGGCAUUGAUCCAUCUUUCAUGGAAGCUUUACCAGAUGAUAUGCGUGAUGAAGUUAUCACUCAACACAUGCGUGAGACAACCAGAGCAUCGAAUGCAGCAGCAGCACAAAAUCGCAGAACACAAGGAGGUGAUACCGGUGCUCCACCUGAAGAAGCUGGAUCUGAGAUUUCGAUGGAAUUCUUGAAUGCUUUGCCAGCUGAAAUUCGUGCCGAAGUCUUACAACAAGAAGCAUUUGAAUCACUCUAUCGAAACAGAAGACAGUCUGGUGGCGCUAACGAGCGUGGUGGUUCUCAACCAGGCAAUCCACCUGAUCCAGGUUCGUUCCUUACAUCUAUGGAUUCCGGUUUGAGACAAUUCGUCUUGAUGAACGGCGAUUUGUAUAAUCCACAAGAAGAGAUGGAACCAUCAAUGGGUAGAAUGGACUUAGCAUCCGUCCUCGGUGGUAGAAGACCAUCUGGACCAAGACCUCAACCAAAGAAAGCAGCAACGAAGCAUCGUCAAAGGGAUGCACUUCAAUUACUCGAUAAGAAUGGUUUAGCAAUACUUAUUCGCUUACUAUUCUAUCCAAACCUCAUCAAGAAGUCCAUCCUGUUCAAGAUCCUGACUAAUCUUAUUGAAAACUCCCGUACAAGAAAUGACUUACUCUUGCUCUUGCUUAACAUUCUGCAAGAAGGUACUGGUGAUCUACCAGCAGUAGACCGCAGUUUGUCGCAAUUAACAUUGAAAGGUGGAAAACAAAGUAUGGCAACCCCUCUGUCUACUCCUACUGGCAAGUUAACUACCAAGCGCAAGCACGUUCAGGAGACACCAGCUAGCCCAAUAUUGAUGCAGAUUCCGCCAGAGACGAUUCCAAACCUACUUGCUCAACGCUGUUUCGAGACACUAACAACAUUGGUCUCCAGUAACUCCAAUGCUUCUUCAUUUUUCCUUACUGAACACGAUCUUUCAAGCAGCGUAAGACCAAGACCAUCAAAGAAGAGCAAAGGUAAAGAGAAGCAGACAACACCAGUUAAGUUCCCAAUUGUAUUAUUAAUGGGCUUGCUUGAUCGUCCAACUGUCUUCAAGACACAGAUGAUGAUGGACACUUUCACAACAUUGUUGGCAACUGUCACAAAACCAUUGUCAACUCUCAAGAAGGAACAAAAAGAUGAGAAGCCAGAAACAUCAGAGGGAGAUGGUAAACAACAAGAGCAACAACCUCAAAUACCAGCAGCUGACGUUGAUGCAACACCUCGUCCAAAGCAGAAAGAAAAUGAGGAGAAAAAGAAUGAAAACGAGAAUGAAGAAGAUGACGGAUUAAAGGUAGCACCACAAAUCCCAACGCAUGUUCUGAAAUACGUUGUUAAUAUCCUUACCGUUGGUGAAUGCUCCAGCAAGACAUUCCAACAAACACUCAGUCUCAUUCAAAAUUUGAGCUUCAUUCCAGAUGCUAAAGAUAUAAUUGCAGCUGAAUUGAGAGUCAAGGCUCAAGAAUUUGGUCAACAAUUGAAUGGUGAACUUGUUGAACUUGGUGAUGCACUCAGGAAAGCAGAGAAGAGUGAUGAUGUUGAUGCAAGUGUUAUGGAGAAGUUCUUACCUGCUUCAUCUUUGCAAGCACGCUUAUUGAGAGUAUUGAAAACGGUUGAUUACAUGUUUGGUCAGUCAACUGAAAAUAUCAGUGAGAGCACGGAGCAAUCAUCCGAAGAUAGACCAUCUUCACUUCGUCAAGUACUUGGAUCUUUGAUGAGAGAAGGACGUAAUCAGGAGCCAGAGGCGCCAGCUGAACCACCUGCACCUUCCAAAGAGGAAGCUCAAACUAAUGAACUCAAGGUCAAUGCCAUUUAUGAUUCAUUCAACUUUGGAUCUGUUUGGAAGAAACUGUCUGAAAAUCUCAAACUUAUCGAAGAAAAUGAGCAGAUGACACAUAUCGCAACUGUUUUACUUCCAUUAAUUGAAUCCCUUAUGGUUGUCUGCAAAUAUGUCAAUCCACAAACAGCAGCACUUAGAACGAAGCGCAUGACAGGGUCACCUAUUUCACCAUCAAUGCACGAGAGUAUUGAAGAUGUCUUUAUCGACUUCACGGAGGAGCACAGGAAGAUCAUUAACGUUAUGGUACGAAACAAUCCUGCACUUAUGAGUGGAUCGUUCUCAUUACUUGUGCAAAAUCCACGUAUACUUGAGUUCGACAACAAGAGAAGCUUCUUCAUGCAAAGAUUGAAAGCUAAGAAACGUGGAGAGACCUAUCCAACGCUCCACGUCAAUGUUCGUCGUUCUCAAGUCUUCUCAGACUCCUUCCAAUACUUGCAAAGAAAGACAGGUGAUGAAAUCAAAUAUGGUAAACUUUCAGUUAAAUUUUAUGGAGAAGAAGGUGUAGACGCCGGUGGUGUUGCUCGUGAAUGGUUCCAAGUAUUAACACAACAGAUGUUCAAUCCUGAUUAUGCGUUAUUCCAGCCAUGUGACGCAGAUAGAUUGACAUAUCAACCAAAUCGUGCAUCAUAUGUCAAUGAACAUCAUUUGAGUUUCUUCAAAUUUGUUGGUCGUAUCAUCGGUAAAGCCAUCUACGAUGGAAGAUUGUUAGAUGCUUACUUCACUCGCUCAUUCUACAAGCAUAUGCUUGGAAGACAAGUUGACUUUAAGGAUCUCGAAAGCGUUGAUUUGAGCUACUACAAUUCUUUGGUUUGGAUGUUAGAAAAUAGUAUAGAAGGUGUACUCGAACCUACGUUUAGUGUUGAUAAUGAAGAAUUCGGUGUAGUCAACGUUAUAGACUUAAUACCAAAUGGUAGAAAUAUCAUGGUUACUGAUGCAAACAAGAAGGAAUAUGUUAAAUUGAACACUGAAUUCCGCUUGACAAAGGCAAUCGAGAAACAAAUUCAAUGUUUCUUGGAAGGUUUCCAUGAAAUAAUACCAAAGGACCUUGCAAAGAUAUUCUCGGAAUCGGAGUUAGAGUUGUUAAUUUCAGGUUUACCUGAUAUAGACGUAGAUGAAUGGAAGAACCAAACUGAUUAUCAUGGAUUUACCCCAUCAGAUCCAAUAGUCAACUGGUUCUGGAGAGUAUUGAGAUCGUUCGACUCUACACAGAAAGCGUCAUUCUUGCAGUUCGUUACUGGUUCAUCACGUGUACCACUUGAAGGCUUUGGUUCAUUGCAGGGAUCACAAGGUACACAAAGGUUCAACAUUCACAAAGCGUACGGUGAAGAGGAUAAAUUACCAACUGCGCAUACUUGUUUCAAUCAAUUAGAUUUAGGACCAUACUCUUCCUAUGAAGCACUCCGCAAACAGAUUCUUACAGCUAUACAUGAAGGAAAUACAGGAUUUGGUUUUGCAUAG